Molecule: messenger RNA, 7430 nt
Organism: Mandrillus leucophaeus (drill)
Lineage: Eukaryota; Metazoa; Chordata; Mammalia; Primates; Cercopithecidae
Product: acetyl-CoA carboxylase 2
Exons: 42
Biological process (GO): fatty acid biosynthetic process
Molecular function (GO): ATP binding; acetyl-CoA carboxylase activity
Source: RefSeq, a predicted model, not a curated record
AUCGCCAUGGGCGUGCCACUGCACCGGCUGAAGGAUAUCCGGCUUCUGUACGGAGAGUCGCCAUGGGGAGUGACUCCCAUUUCUUUCGAAACCCCGUCAAACCCUCCCCUCGCCCGAGGUCACGUCAUUGCCGCCAGAAUCACCAGUGAAAACCCAGAUGAGGGGUUUAAGCCGAGUUCUGGGACUGUCCAGGAACUGAAUUUCCGCAGCAGCAAGAACGUGUGGGGUUACUUCAGUGUGGCUGCUACUGGAGGCCUGCAUGAGUUUGCGGAUUCCCAGUUUGGGCACUGCUUCUCCUGGGGAGAGAACCGGGAAGAGGCCAUUUCGAACAUGGUGGUGGCUUUGAAGGAACUGUCCAUCCGAGGUGACUUUAGGACCACCGUGGAAUACCUCAUUAACCUCCUGGAGACCGAGAGCUUCCAGAACAAUGACAUCGACACCGGGUGGUUGGACUACCUCAUUGCUGAGAAAGUGCAGGCGGAGAAACCGGAUAUCAUGCUUGGGGUGGUAUGCGGGGCCUUGAACGUGGCCGAUGCGAUGUUCAGAACGUGCAUGACAGAUUUCUUACACUGCCUGGAAAGGGGCCAGGUCCUCCCAGCGGAUUCACUACUGAACAUCGUAGAUGUGGAAUUAAUUUACGGAGGCAUUAAGUACAUUCUCAAGGUGGCCCGGCAGUCUCUGACCAUGUUCGUUCUCAUCAUGAAUGGCUGCCACAUCGAGAUUGACGCCCACCGGCUGAACGAUGGGGGGCUCCUGCUCUCCUACAAUGGGAACAGCUACACCACCUACAUGAAGGAAGAGGUUGACAGUUACCGAAUUACCAUCGGCAAUAAGACAUGUGUGUUUGAGAAGGAGAAUGAUCCUACGGUCCUGAGAUCCCCCUCGGCUGGGAAGCUGACACAGUACACAGUGGAGGACGGGGGCCACGUUGAGGCUGGGAGCAGCUACGCUGAGAUGGAGGUGAUGAAGAUGAUCAUGACCCUGAACGUGCAGGAAAGUGGCCGGGUGAAGUACAUCAAGCGUCCAGGGGCCGUGCUGGAAGCAGGCUGCGUGGUGGCCAGGCUGGAGCUUGAUGACCCUUCUAAGGUCCACCCGGCUGAACCGUUCACAGGAGAACUCCCUGCCCAGCAGACACUGCCCAUCCUUGGAGAGAAACUGCACCAGGUCUUCCACAGCGUCCUGGAAAACCUCACCAACGUCAUGAGUGGCUUUUGUCUGCCGGAGCCCAUUUUUAGCGUAAAGUUGAAGGAGUGGGUGCAGAAGCUCAUGAUGACCCUCCGGCACCCGUCACUGCCGCUGCUGGAGCUGCAGGAGAUCAUGACCAGCGUGGCAGGCCGCAUCCCAGCCCCCGUGGAGAAGUCAGUCCGCAGGGUGAUGGCCCAGUAUGCCAGCAACAUCACCUCGGUGCUGUGCCAGUUCCCCAGCCAGCAGAUAGCCACCAUCCUGGACUGCCACGCAGCCACCCUGCAGCGGAAGGCUGACCGAGAGGUCUUCUUCAUCAACACCCAGAGCAUCGUGCAGUUGGUCCAGAGAUACCGCAGCGGGAUCCGCGGCUAUAUGAAAACAGUGGUGUUGGAUCUCCUGAGAAGAUACUUGCAUGUCGAGCACCAUUUUCAGCAAGCCCACUACGACAAGUGUGUGAUAAACCUCAGGGAGCAGUUCAAGCCAGACAUGUCCCAGGUGCUGGACUGCAUCUUCUCCCACGCACAGGUGGCCAAGAAGAACCAGCUGGUGAUCAUGCUGAUCGAUGAGCUGUGUGGCCCAGACCCUUCCCUAUCGGACGAGCUGACCUCCAUCCUUAAUGAGCUCACUCAGCUGAGCAAAAGCGAGCACUGCAAAGUGGCCCUCAGAGCCCGGCAGAUCCUGAUUGCCUCCCACCUCCCCUCCUAUGAGCUGCGGCACAACCAGGUGGAGUCCAUUUUCCUGUCUGCCAUUGACAUGUACGGCCAUCAGUUCUGCCCCGAGAACCUCAAGAAGUUAAUAAUUUCAGAAACAACCAUCUUCGACGUCCUGCCUGCUUUCUUCUAUCACGCUAACAAAGUCGUGUGCAUGGCGUCCUUGGAGGUUUACGUGCGGAGGGGCUACAUCGCCUAUGAGUUAAACAGCCUGCAGCACCGGCAGCUCCCGGACGGCACCUGCGUGGUAGAAUUCCAGUUCAUGCUGCCCUCCUCCCACCCAAACCGGAUGACCGUGCCCAUCAGCAUCACCAACCCUGACCUGCUGAGGCACAGCACAGAGCUCUUCAUGGACAGCGGCUUCUCCCCACUGUGCCAGCGCAUGGGGGCCAUGGUAGCCUUCAGGAGAUUCGAGGACUUCACCAGAAAUUUUGAUGAAGUCAUCUCUUGCUUCGCCAACGUGCCCAAAGACACCCCCCUCUUCAGCGAGGCCCGCACCUCCCUGUACUCCGAGGAUGACUGCAAGAGCCUCAGAGAAGACCCCAUCCACAUUCUGAAUGUGUCCAUCCAGUGUGCAGACCACCUGGAGGAUGAGGCACUGGUGCCGAUUUUACGGACGUUCGUACAGUCCAAGAAAAAUAUCCUUGUGGAUUACGGACUCCGACGAAUCACAUUCCUGAUUGCCCAAGAGAAAGAAUUUCCCAAGUUUUUCACAUUCAGAGCAAGAGAUGAGUUUGCAGAAGAUCGCAUUUACCGUCACUUGGAGCCUGCCCUGGCCUUCCAACUGGAGCUCAGCCGGAUGCGUAACUUCGAUCUGACCGCCGUGCCCUGUGCCAACCACAAGAUGCACCUUUACCUGGGUGCUGCCAAGGUGAAGGAAGGGGCGGAAGUGACGGACCAUAGGUUCUUCAUCCGCGCCAUCAUCAGGCACUCAGACCUGAUUACAAAGGAAGCCUCCUUCGAGUACCUGCAGAACGAGGGUGAGCGGCUGCUCCUGGAGGCCAUGGACGAGCUGGAGGUGGCGUUCAACAACACCAGCGUGCGCACCGACUGCAACCACAUCUUCCUCAACUUCGUGCCCACUGUCAUCAUGGACCCCUUGAAGAUCGAGGAGUCCGUGCGCUCCAUGGUUAUGCGCUACGGCAGCCGGUUGUGGAAACUCCGCGUGCUGCAGGCUGAAGUCAAGAUCAACAUACGCCAGACCACCACCGGCAGCGCUGUUCCCGUCCGCCUGUUCAUCACCAAUGAGUCGGGCUACUACCUGGACAUCAGCCUCUACAAAGAAGUGACUGACUCCAGAUCCGGAAAUAUCAUGUUUCACUCCUUUGGCAACAAGCAAGGGCCCCAGCACGGGAUGCUGAUCAAUACUCCCUACGUCACCAAGGAUCUGCUCCAGGCCAAGCGAUUCCAGGCCCAGUCCCUGGGAACUACCUACAUCUAUGACUUCCCAGAAAUAUUCAGACAGGCUCUCUUUAAACUGUGGGGCUCCCCAGACAAGUAUCCCAAAGACAUCCUGACAUACACUGAAUUAGUGUUGGACUCUCAGGGCCAGCUGGUGGAGAUGAACCGACUUCCUGGUGGAAAUGAGGUGGGCAUGGUGGCCUUCAAAAUGAGGUUUAAGACCCAGGAGUACCCAGAAGGACGGGACAUGAUCGUCAUCGGCAACGAUAUCACCUUUCGCAUCGGAUCCUUUGGCCCUGGGGAGGACCUUCUGUACCUGCGGGCAUCUGAGAUGGCCCGGGCAGAGGGCAUUCCCAAAAUCUACGUGGCAGCCAACAGUGGCGCCCGUAUUGGCAUGGCAGAGGAGAUCAAACACAUGUUCCACGUGGCUUGGGUGGACCCAGAAGACCCCCACAAAGGAUUUAAAUACCUGUACCUGACUCCCCAAGACUACACCAGAAUCAGCUCCCUGAACUCUGUCCACUGUAAACACAUCGAGGAAGGAGGAGAAUCCAGAUACAUGAUCACGGAUAUCAUCGGGAAAGAUGAUGGCUUGGGCGUGGAGAAUCUGAGGGGCUCAGGCAUGAUUGCUGGGGAGUCCUCUCUGGCUUACGAAGAGAUCGUCACCAUUAGCUUGGUGACCUGCCGAGCCCUUGGGAUCGGGGCCUACUUGGUGAGGCUGGGCCAGCGAGUGAUCCAGGUGGAGAACUCUCACAUCAUCCUCACGGGAGCAAGUGCUCUCAACAAGGUCCUGGGAAGAGAGGUCUACACAUCCAACAACCAGCUGGGUGGCGUUCAGAUCAUGCAUUACAAUGGCGUUUCCCACAUCACCGUGCCAGAUGACUUUGAGGGGGUUUAUACCAUUCUGGAGUGGCUGUCCUAUAUGCCAAAGGAUAAUCACAGCCCUGUCCCUAUCAUCACACCCACUGACCCCAUUGACAGAGAAAUUGAAUUCCUCCCAUCCAGAGCUCCCUACGACCCCCGGUGGAUGCUUGCAGGAAGGCCUCACCCAACGCUGAAGGGAACGUGGCAGAGCGGAUUCUUUGACCAUGGCAGUUUCAAGGAAAUCAUGGCACCCUGGGCGCAGACCGUGGUGACAGGACGAGCAAGGCUUGGGGGGAUUCCCGUGGGAGUGAUUGCUGUGGAGACGCGGACUGUGGAGGUGGUGGUCCCUGCAGACCCUGCCAACCUGGAUUCUGAGGCCAAGAUAAUUCAGCAGGCGGGGCAGGUGUGGUUCCCAGACUCAGCCUACAAAACUGCCCAGGCCAUCAAGGACUUCAACCGGGAGAAGUUGCCCCUGAUGAUCUUUGCCAACUGGAGGGGGUUCUCCGGUGGCAUGAAAGACAUGUAUGACCAGGUGCUGAAGUUUGGAGCCUACAUCGUGGAUGGCCUCAGACAAUACAAACAGCCCAUCCUGAUCUAUAUCCCACCCUAUGCGGAGCUCCGGGGAGGCUCCUGGGUGGUCAUAGAUGCCACCAUCAACCCGCUGUGCAUAGAAAUGUAUGCAGACAAAGAGAGCAGGGGGGGUGUUCUGGAGCCAGAGGGGACAGUGGAGAUUAAGUUCCGAAAGAAAGAUCUGAUAAAGUCCAUGAGAAGGAUCGAUCCAGCUUACAAGAAGCUCAUGGAACAGCUAGGGGAACCUGAUCUCUCAGACAAGGACCGCAAGGACCUGGAGGGCCGGCUGAAGGCUCGCGAGGACCUGCUGCUCCCCAUCUACCACCAGGUGGCGGUGCAGUUCGCCGACUUCCACGACACGCCCGGCCGGAUGCUGGAGAAGGGCGUCAUAUCUGACAUCCUGGAGUGGAAGACCGCGCGCACCUUCCUGUAUUGGCGUCUGCGCCGCCUCCUCCUGGAGGACCAGGUCAAGCAGGAGAUCCUGCGGGCCAGCGGGGAGCUGAGUCACGUGCACAUCCAGUCCAUGCUGCGCCGCUGGUUCGUGGAGACGGAGGGGGCUGUCAAGGCCUACCUGUGGGACAACAACCAGGUGGUUGUGCAGUGGCUAGAACAGCACUGGCAGGUGGAGGACGGCCCGCGCUCCGCCAUCCGUGAGAACAUCACGUACCUGAAGCACGACUCUGUCCUCAAGACCAUCCGAGGCCUGGUUCAAGAAAACCCCGAGGUGGCCGUGGACUGUGUGAUACACCUGAGCCAGCACAUCAGCCCAGCUGAGCGGGCACAGGUCAUUCACCUGCUGUCUACCAUGGACAGCCCGGCCUCCACCUGACCCCGGCCCGCCCAGCCAUUCCCGGGACCACAGCAAGAGGAACCACCCACGCCCACCAUCGGUACACCCUCAGCAGACCUUGAAGACUUGCUUUUAAAAAAAGAAAAUCCUGGGCACUUCUGCAGGGCUGCCGGUUCCGAGCUGACACCUGUCUCAAUAAAAGGCCCAGGAGUGCCUCUCCCAACAGAAACAACCUCCUCUGCAUAGCUGGGAAGUUUCUUUUGUUUUGUCUCUGAAGACAGCAUUUUUAUUGCAUCACUAAAUCUAAUCAAGCUAGAACAUCCCUGUUUCCUUUUGCAAAACAGUGCCUGGCCUGUGGGAUCCAGGCGUUCUUCAGGCUUCUUGGAUAUCAUAUCAUGAAAUCUUAUUUUUUUACUCUGAGACCAGCACUAGAUGUAAGCAUCUCAUAUAUUUCAGCCAAAUAAAUGGGCCAAGGAAAAAAAUAUAUAUAUAGACAGGACUAGAGAAAAACCUAUUUUUGUAAUGAUGUUUCUUUGGAUACUGUCUAGUCACCCAGGAAAAUGUAUGGAUGAAAUUUUUUUUUUUUUGAAACAGAGUCUCACUCUGUCACCUAGGCUGGAAUGGGGUAGCAUGAUCUCACUGCAACCUCCAUCUCCCAGGUUCAAGCUGUUCUCCUGUCUCAGCCUCCUAGAUAGCUGAGAUUACAGGUGCCCGUCACCAUGUCCAGCUAAUUCUUGUAUUUUUAGUAGAGACACAGUUUCACCAUGUUGGUCAGGCUGGUCUUGAACUCUUGACUUCAGGUAAUCCACCCACCUUGGCCCCCCAAAGUGCUGGGAUUACAGGCGUGAGCCACCAUCUUUGGCCAGAUGAUUUUUUAUUGCAAGAAUGAAAUGGCAUUUUGUUCCCCAAAUGGCCCUAGUGAAUCACUAGGAGGGCUCCACUGGUAGGCCAUGUUUAGCACUGGUUGCCAGGGAUUCUCUUUUUGAGAGAGGGAAAGCAAAAUGAAUGGAAGUGCCCGGCCAGAGGUUUCAGGGCUUCUGGAGGAUCCUCUCGCAUAGCUCGAGGUCCUCUGCCUGCCUCUUCCCUCCAAGGAAAAUGAGGACCGCCCCUUUCCCCUGCAGGACUGGCCCCCAGCCUGUGCAGGCACCCUUCUCUUGCCCAAGUGGGGAGCACAGAGGCGGAGAGGAAUCCCUUGCCACACCCAUGGCCCAGCUUGCUCACAAGUAUCACGUCUAUGACGGUCACCACUGCUCCCUUGGAGGGCCACUUGAGUCACUGUUGCUCCCUUGCCUGCUGGCUUGAUGAGCACAGAUGGUGGGAUCUGACCGAGGGGCAGAGCUGUCGGUGACUAAGGGCUGGACUGUGGUGACCAUACCGAUUUGCUCAGGGAGGAUGUUGCAAUGCAUCCAGCAGCUCCUGGCUCUGCAGGCGGCACAGCCCGGGGCCCUGCAAUCCUCUGGUUUCUCCCAUUGGGGUGGAGUGGGGGGGAGUGGAGGGGGUUGGCCACAACCCCCUGCUGUGAUGGGCGGUUUGUCCGAGGAUGCUGAAUAUGAUGCCUGGUCAAUGUGGAAGCCCAUGAAGUCACCCAGGGAAGCCUCCAAAAGCUGGGAUGCUUGAGGGUAUCCAAGUUGAAAAAGACAAAAUCUGACCAUUAGCCAGUGACGGCCCUGGCAAAUGAAGGUGUGGUGGGGCAGUGAGGGAUGGGAGAAGGUGAAUUAUUCCUUAUUCCACCCCGAGGUUUGCUGGGGUGAGGGGAAGAAUCGAUGCUGCUUUGGGAACUGAAGGUUUUUCUGUUGGGAAGGCCCUCUUGGUUUUGGAGAGAAAGGCACGUUAUGAAUAGCUGCUACCCUGGAACGGUGGGCAGAGAGCCUGCCAGGAAAUGUGCAGAAUAAACUAUUUUUUGAAGGAAA